Messenger RNA from Zea mays, 2531 nucleotides. RefSeq names its product polyamine oxidase 3. NCBI's taxonomy places the organism in Eukaryota, Viridiplantae, Streptophyta, Magnoliopsida, Poales, Poaceae. Gene Ontology annotation, cellular component: peroxisome. Bases 240 to 1937 code for a protein of 565 amino acids. Gene Ontology annotation, molecular function: polyamine oxidase activity. Gene Ontology annotation, biological process: polyamine catabolic process. The transcript is spliced from 12 exons. The record is from RefSeq and is a predicted model, not a curated record.
GUUUCUUUUAUGAAUAUUGUUAAAAAGCAGGAGCCAUCCACCUUUAUUUCCUUCUUUUCUCCAUGUCCAAAUUGUGAUACUGCUGGAAUAAUAAAUUUGAUUAGAAAUGACUUCGAAACUUAUCUUUUCUUCUCAAUAUGAUCAAUAGAACUAAACUUGUACUUCUGAACACAUUUGGUACUUAAACAUUUUUAUUCAGAAGUAAACAUUUUUACUGAGAUAAAACAUAUCUUGUCUUCAUGUCAGGCUCAUGCGGUGAAAAUGGGAGAAAGCCACACACACCAUCUGCUAUUGUUAUUGGUGGUGGGUUUACAGGUCUUGCUGCUGCUGAUGCGCUCAGAAAUGCAUCCUUCCAGGUUAUUCUUCUGGAAUCUCGUGAUAGAAUUGGUGGCAGAGUUCACACUGACUACUCUUUUGGGUUUCCAGUCGAUUUGGGAGCAUCUUGGCUUCAUGGCGUCUGUGAAGAAAAUCCCUUGGCACCAAUAAUUGGAAGGCUUGGACUUCCACUGUACCGCACAAGUGGAGACGAUUCUGUGCUGUUUGAUCAUGAUCUGGAGAGCUAUGCACUCUAUGACACUAAUGGACGUCAAGUACCACAGGAGUUGGUAGAAAAGAUUGGGAAGGUGUUUGAGACCAUACUGGAAGAGACUGGCAAAUUGAGGGAAGGAACCAAUGAAGAUAUGUCUAUCGCAAAAGCCAUUGUUCACAUGGGUUUUCCAUGUGUUCACUACAGGCAAGAAGGGAUUGCUCAUGAAGUUCUUCAGUGGUAUUUGUGCCGUAUGGAGGGUUGGUUUGCCACUGACGCAGAUUCAAUUUCACUACAGGGCUGUGAUCAGGAGGUGCUGCUUCCAGGUGGCCAUGGCCUCAUGGUUCGUGGAUAUCGUCCAGUUAUAAAUACUCUUGCAAAAGGCUUAGAUAUACGCCUCAACCAUAAGGUUGUGGAAAUUGUUCGCCACCGGAACAGGGUAGAGGUUACUGUAAGCAGUGGCCAAACAUUCGUUGCGGACGCAGCAGUGGUCACUGUUCUGUUGGGUGUCCUGAAAGCGAAAACCAUCAGAUUUGAGCCGAGGCUGCCAGAGUGGAAAGAAGAGGCAAUCAGAGAACUGACGGUUGGAGUUGAGAACAAAAUUGUUCUGCACUUCGGCCAGGUUUUCUGGCCUAACGUGGAGUUCAUCGGCGUCGUUUCCUCUAGCACGUAUGGUUGCAGCUAUUUCCUCAACCUUCACAAGGCAACAGGCCACCCUGUCCUUGUUUACAUGCCUGCUGGCCGACUUGCUCGUGACAUUGAGAAGAUGUCAGAUGAGGCUGCUGCGCAGUUUGCCUUUUCUCAGUUGAAGAAGAUCCUUCCCAAUGCAGCUGAGCCGAUGAAUUACCUGGUGUCGCACUGGGGCUCGGACGAGAACACACUUGGCUCCUACACGUUCGAUGGGGUGAACAAACCCCGCGAUCUGUACGAGAAGCUGCGCAUCCCCGUGGACAACCUGUUCUUCGCAGGAGAGGCCACGAGUGUCAAGUACACGGGCACGGUGCACGGCGCCUUCUCCACUGGUGUUAUGGCAGCCGAGGAGUGCAAGAUGCAAGUUCUGGAGCGGUUCAGGGAGCUUGACAUGCUGGAGAUGUGCCACCCUGCCAUGGCCAUUAUAUAUAAAUAUUUUAUCCUCAGCACGGGCUGCUUGUUGGACUUGUUUGGGCCUUGCAACGGACAUCUUCUGACUAGUCCGCGUGGAUUCCUCUUCUUUCUUCGGCUGGCCUCUCUCACGCGCGACGAUUGGGCAGCAAGCGGCGACACCCUUCGCCAGGUCGGCACCGGUGACGAGCACCCGCCAGGAGAAAUGGCCGAACACCUCUUCAAAGAUAAAUUCAAGGUGAGCAGGGUCGAUCCUGAUGGCAAGAAAUUCGACAAAGGUUACUCGAAUCGAAGCUCACAGCGAGAAUGAAAUGUAAUGUGCAUGCAACUAGCUAGAUGUUGCUACUGAGGUCUAUUCAAUGCGUGUUGGUGACACGUUCAACAUGGUUCUAGCUCUCACUCUGAACCUGGAUGGAUCAACAGACACUGGCUACUACACACAGGUGACACACCUAAUUAGUCUCAUAUUCCCUCUGUUUUUUACAUGCUGCAAUGGUUUUGUCCCAAGUCAAAUAUUUAUAUCUUUGAUCAUCAUUUUUUUCAAAAAAAAUGUAUAUGCGGUAUAUGUUUUUAGAUUCACUAUUAUGAGAAGUAUUUCAAUAGUAUAUAUAGUUCACAUGUUGUGAAACUACAUGGAUUUUUUUAUUGAAAUUGCUGAUCAAAGAUAGGAAUGUUUGACUUAGGACAAAACCUAAUACGACAUGUAAAAAAGCAGAGGGAGUAGCUUGAUCUCGACAAUAUGGAACUUUUGUGAUGGGAAUACAGAUCCGAUCGAAUGUGUUUGAGGUGCCAUACUAUUUUUCAAUGUUGUCUUGGACUUGUCUUCCACGAGGCAUAGUUUUACUGGGUAAACAACAUGAUGCCAUUCCUUUCAUGCAGCCUUGGAAGAAAAACUCUUGCUGAC